CAAAGCACUCAACGGCCACCGUGGAUGUGGCCUGGGCCCAGGGCUCACCCCUGCCCCCGUGCUGGACUUUGAGAUGGAGAACUUCACCAGCCAGUCGGUCAAGCGGAGGAUCAUGUGGCACAUCGACUACCGCGGCCAUGGCGCUCUGGCCGACCUGGAACGGGCAGUCACCGAGCUGACGGUCAUCCAGCGCGAUGUGCAAGCCAUCCUGCCCCUGGCCAUGGACACAGAGAUCAUCAACACGGCCAUCCUGACUGGCCGGACGGUGGCCAUCCCUGUCAAGGUCAUUGCCAUCGAAGUGACCGGCCUCGUCCUAGAUGUCUCUGCCUUGGUGGAAUGUGAGUCUGACAAUGAGGACAUCAUCAAGGUAUCCAGCAGCUGUGACUACGUGUUUGUUAGCGGAAAGGAGUCUCGCGGGUCCAUGAAUGCCAGGGUCACCUUCCGCUACGACGUCCUCAGUGCCCCCCUGGAAAUGACAGUCUGGGUCCCCAAGCUGCCCCUGCACAUCGAGCUCUCGGACGCCCGCCUCAGCCAAGUGAAGGGCUGGAGGGUACCCAUCCUCCCCGACCGGAGGUCAGCCCGGGAGAGCGAGGACGAGGACGAGGAGGAGGAGGAGCGGCGGCAGAGCAGCAGCCGCGGCUGCACCCUGCAGUACCAGCACGCCACUCUGCAGGUCUUCACCCAGUUCCACACGACCUCGUCCGAGGGCACCGACCAGGUGGUCACCAUGCUGGGCCCGGACUGGCUGGUGGAGGUCACCGACCUGGUCAGCGACUUCAUGCGGGUGGGUGACCCCCGAGUGGCACGCCUGGUAGACAGCAGCACGCUGGCAGGCCUGGAGCCGGGCACCACCCCCUUCAAGGUGGUGUCCCCACUGACGGAGUCUGUGCUCGGGGAGACGCUGCUGACCGUGACAGAGGAGAAGGUCAGCAUCACACAGCUGCAGGCCCAGGUGGUGGCCAGCCUCGCCCUCUCCCUACGGCCAAGCCCCGGGAGCAGCCACACCAUCCUGGCCACUGCCGCCGCCCAGCAAACCCUCAGCUUCCUCAAGCAGGAAGCCCUCCUGAGCCUCUGGCUCUCCUACAGUGACGGCACCACAGCUCCGCUCUCCCUCUACAGCCCCCGGGACUAUGGGCUGCUGGUGAGCAGCCUGGACGAGCGGGUGGCUACGGUGACCCAGGACCGGGCCUUCCCGCUGGUGGUGGCUGAGGCGGAGGGGGCAGGGCAGCUGCUCCGCGCGGAGCUCACCAUCGCCGAGAGCUGCCAGAAGACCAAGCGCAAGAGCGUCCUGGCUACGACGCCCGUGGGCCUGCGGGUGCACUUUGGGCGGGAGGAGGAGGACCCCACCUACGACUACCCAGGCCCCAGCCAACCGGGGCCGGGUGGGGGCGAGGACGAAGCUCGGGGAGCCGGCCCCCCGGGCACGGGGAUGUCCCCACCCGAGGCUCCGGGGCCGGUCACCACCAGCCCAGCGGUGCCACCCACAGAAGAUCUGCUGCUGCUGCCCACGAGCCCCCAGCGGGGGCUGACGGACCUGGAGAUCGGCAUGUACGCGCUGCUGGGCGUCUUCUGCCUCGCCAUCCUCGUCUUCCUCAUUAACUGCGUGGUCUUCGUGCUGCGCUACCGGCACAAGCGCAUCCCGCCCGAGGGCCAGACCAGCACGGACCACUCCCACCACUGGGUGUUCCUGGGCAACGGGCAGCCGCUGCGGGCGCAGGGGGAGCUGUCGCCACCGGCCGGCAACCCGCUGGAGACCGUGCCCGCCUGCUGCCACGGCGACCACCACAGCAGCGGCAGCUCGCAGACCAGUGUCCAGAGUCAGGUGCACGGGCGGGGCGACGGCUCCUCGGGCGGCUCGGCCCGGGACCAGGCCGAGGACCCCGCCAGCUCGCCCACGUCCAAGCGCAAGCGGGUCAAGUUCACCACCUUCACCACGCUGCCCACGGAGGAGCUGGCCUAUGACUCGGUGCCCGCCGGCGAGGAGGAGGAGGACGACGAUGAGGACCUGGGUUGGGGCUGCCCGGAUGUGGCAAGCACCACGCGGCCUGCUGCACCCCCAAACUACAUGCGCAGAAACAAAGAGAUGGCGUAGAGGCGCCGUCCCCCGGGGGGUGGGCUCUGUGUGGGACACGGCCAGGACCCCUGCUCGCCCGGGCUGCCGGCGGCGGACGUGGAUGUUAAAGGCCCGGCCCCUGCAGCUUUGCUCUCUGCAGGCGCCGCCUCCCUCACCGGCCCUCCAGCUGCCUCACACGGUUCCCUCUCUGCUGUAGCAGGUGGAGGGCCCCUUUGGGAGCGCGCUAGGAGGAGGCAAGCCCAGCCCUCCUGCCUUUCCCAAACCUCCUCCCAUCCGAGACAGCCAGGCCCAGGAGCGAGGCCAGGUGGGCCCGCUCUGUGAGCCGCCCCUGCCUCCCACGUCCCCGGGGUCCCCCCUGUGCUGGGGGUUCUGUGGGGUCUUGUGUCACAAGCUGCACAAAGACUUUUCUCAAACCACUAUUCAGGGAUUUCUGUCCUGCAGGGCGGGAGGCAGCAGCUGCCUGCCCUGCCGAGGAUCUUGCUGUGGACAAAACUUUGGGGAGGUUGGGGGACACGUGUAGCAUCUUCUGGCUUUCUGGGACCUGCCAGUCCCUUCCUAGGACCUGGGAGCAGACCCCAGAGGGGUCUGUGGCCAAGCCAGGCACCUUCCUAGGAGCCCAGGACUCCCUCCUCUGCCCCCAAGGGCUAUAGAAGUGGCCGAAAGGGGGAGGAGUCCUCAGCCCACCCCUGGCCAAGCCACAGCCCAGAGCACCAUGGUCUGGGUGGGCCCAGGGAGGCCUGCCCCAUAGCAAGGCCAGCACUCCGCCUUAGCCCCCCCAGCUCUGCUGGCCUCUCCUCCCUGCUCUGCAGGGGCGACCACCCAUCCCCCCAGGAAAUGGAAUCCGGUGGGAAUGGAGGGGGGCACCCACCGAGGAAGCUGUGAAGGAGCUGGGGAUGGGCAAGGCCGAGGGAGCGGGCGUCUCCCUACCCCAUCUCACAGCCACUUUUCUCUCGGGUUCUACCACCACUGUGUCCGGUUUUUUCUUAAAUAAAUGGA
This is a messenger RNA of Myotis lucifugus (little brown bat), 3070 nucleotides long. RefSeq names its product transmembrane protein 132E (gene TMEM132E). Bases 74 to 2092 code for a protein of 672 amino acids. The record is from RefSeq and is a predicted model, not a curated record. The transcript is spliced from 7 exons. Lineage: Eukaryota; Metazoa; Chordata; Mammalia; Chiroptera; Vespertilionidae.